Messenger RNA from Protopterus annectens (West African lungfish), 537 nucleotides. RefSeq names its product heterogeneous nuclear ribonucleoprotein A1-like. Gene Ontology annotation, molecular function: RNA binding. NCBI's taxonomy places the organism in Eukaryota, Metazoa, Chordata, Ceratodontiformes, Protopteridae. The record is from RefSeq and is a predicted model, not a curated record.
AUGGAAAAAGAGCCAGAGCAGCUUUGCAAGCUCUUUAUUGGUGGUCUAAGCUUUGAAACUACUGAUGAAUCUCUAAGAGUGCAUUUUGAACAAUGGGCUGCACUAACAGACUGUGUGGUAUUGAGAGAUCCCAACACAAAGCAAUCCAGAGGCUUUGUCACCUAUUCUACUAUUAAAGAAUUAGAUGCUGCAAUGGCUGCAAGACCACACAAAGUCGAUGUCAGAGUGGUGGAACCCAAGAGAUCAGUUUCCAGGGAGGACUCGCAGAAGCCAGGAGCUCACCUGACCAUUAAAAAAACAUUCAUUGGUGGAAUUAAACAAGAUACAGAAGAACACCAUCUAAAAGAUUAUUUCACAGAGUAUGUCAAAAUAGAAGUUAUAGAAAUCAUGACUGAUUGUGGAAGUGGAAAGAAGAGGGGCUUUGCUUUCAUCACAUUUGAUGACCAUGAUUCGGUCGACAAAAUUGAUUCAGAAAUAUCAUACAAAAUAUACCAAUAUAAUACCAAUAUUAUGAAAAUUCAGAGAUACAAGUUAUGA